Molecule: messenger RNA, 36071 nt
Organism: Podarcis lilfordi (Lilford's wall lizard)
Lineage: Eukaryota; Metazoa; Chordata; Lepidosauria; Squamata; Lacertidae
Source: the annotation of a GenBank genome assembly
AUGGAGAUGGAGCCGGAAGCCUUCAGCCCUGGCGGGGACGUUGCCAGCUCAGACUCCACCUGCUACCAAUGCUCCUCAUGUCGGGCCGACGAGGAGCGGAGCUGCGCCAACUCCAUGCGUGGGCGGGCCAAGACGCGCAGCUUGUCUGCAUCUCCGGCCCUAGGCAGCACCAAAGAAUUCAGGUAUGAAGCCAGAGGCACUGAAUUGACUCACGUAAAUCUAUGCCAUCUGCUGGCCGCUAAGCUACAUUUGUGCAUGUGUGCCAGAGGUUGCCCAUUGUCAGAACUCCCAUAGCUUUCUGACGGUAGGAAAGGAACCCUGGCAAUCAUCUCCUGAACAUCUGAAGAUCUUUGCCCUUUGUUAACAGGGAUGUCUGUGCAACAAGAUCCUGUCCAAACACUGAGAGAGGUGGUAUUUUAUUUUAUUUUUAAUAUUUCUGUACCAUUUAUAUUAAAAGAUCUCUCAGAGCGGUUUGUAAAUGUUUUGUAAAAAAGAAAGAAAGAAAGCAUAUUUAAAACAAUUUAAAAUAGAGAAACCAAAUUGCAGAGUCCUAUGGCAGAAAAGUUACAGGGAAAUGUCAAGCAAUUAAAUCGGGUUUUCUUCUCUUAUAACACUAGACCUCACAGACAUCCAGUGAAGCUGAAUGUUGGGAGAUACAGAACAGAUAAAAGAAAGGGCUUCUUCACACAGCACAUAGUUCAGCUAUGGAUGCCCACUAACUUGGAUAGCUUUUUAAAAGAAUUGGGCAAAUUCAUGGAGGUUAGGACUAUCAACGAUUACCAGCUAUGAUGGUUAUGUUCUGGCUCUAUGGUUAGAUUGCUUCUUGUCCUUGAAUCCUGCUUGUAGGUUUCCUAGAGGCAUCUGGAGAGAGCAGGAUGCAGGAUUAGAUGGGCCAAUAGCCUGGUGCAGGAAGUUCUUAUGUUCUUACUAAACAAUGAAGGCAUCCAAUAGUUCGUGCCUCCUGAAUAAUGGAGAGGAAGGCAUUCCAGAAGUAAGGGACCACCACAAAAAAGGCCCUGCUUACAUGCUUCUGCCAGAUGUCUCUGUAGGUCAUGGCUUCGCAAGGCCUCUGAUUACCUUUGUGAUCUACUCAGCUGGUAUCAGGGAAGCCUGUCCUUUAGGUAAUCUGGUCCCAAGUUGUUCAAAGCUUUAUUUGUUCAUAACAAAAUAUUGGAUUGCUCAAUAGGCUAACAGGCAGUCUGUGCAGUUCUUUCAACACUGGUUCUUUCAACACAUAUGCAUGACAAGAGGCUCCAGGUCAGUAUCCUAGCUGCCGCAGUUUGCACCAGCUGAAGUUUCCAAGCCUCAAUGGUAGCCCCAUAUAGAGCUCAUUAUGAGAAUCUAAUUGGAAGGUGCCAAUGUAAGUAUCAUAGUGGUCAGGCUAUCCCCAUCCAGGGUAGGCAUACUAACCAUAGGUGGCAAUAUGUGCUCCUUGCUGUUUGAGACAAUGUGUGUCCCAAGUGACAACGCUGAAUCUAGGAGGACGCCCCCACCCAAACUACAUACCCAUUCAGGAUACGCAAACUUCCCAACUUCCAAAUCUGGGAAACCAGUUACCCACAGAGCCUCCACCACCCAGCUCUUCACUGCAGGCAAGCCCUGGUUCAGGUCAUGCACAGCCUCUCCUGAUUCAGAUUUUGCCCAGAAAUAGAACUGGAUGUCAUCAGCAUAUUUCUGGCACCUCGCCAAAAGAAUAAAUAAAUCUCCUAAUGACUGCUCUGAGUGGUUGGUCCAAUAGGUGUUAAAUAGCAUUGGAGAAAAGUUGGUUCCCCCUGCAGCACCCCGCAGUACCCUUUGUCAAAAGAUCACAAGGUGGCCCAGAACCUAGAACAUAAGGAACAGUGUGUGUCAGUGCACAACAUAAUAGCCUUAUAUAGCAAAACAAUUAAAAGUUAAUAGUAAUAAGCAGUGAAUGUAGUACACUGGUCACGUAAUGCAUACUUACUAAGCAGCAGUGUCAACUUUUACACAGUAUCGUCCUGUCAAUCUGGAGUGCAAUAACAUCAGUUAUUACCUCUUUUUUUGGGGUGCAACUAUAAAGCAGCAUAUCUAAAGCAGUAUAUCUAACAACAGCCUUCUGAAAAAGAAGUGAGCAGGCAAAUCAGUAGCAGGCUAUCUAAACUGUAUAAAGUCCUUCUAAAGUGUAUAGUCCCACCAUCUCUCUCCCACUUUCAUGGGAGUGCAGUUCUUGCCCCCUAAUGGUAACCCAGGAGGGGAGACACCAAAGGGUUAAGUACCUGUGGCAUCUCCCUCUUGAUUUUUUUUAUACAGCUUUAUAGUUUUGCGAUGACCUAUACACACACACACACACACACACACACGCAUAUACAUGAUGGAAGCCUACCAACUUGUUCUCAGACAGCCGGGAUGGAAAACAGCUUUUCACCAAGACACACAACCAGGAAAAGAAGGUUGUAAAAAUCCACUGUAGCUCAGUGGUAGAGCAUCUGCUUUGUAAGCAGAAAGUCUCAUGUUCAAUCUAUGGCAGGCAUGUCCAAAAUCCAUUUCGGGGGCCUAAUCUGGCCCGUCAGCUGAUUUAAUCCGCCCCCCGUGGCAGUAUAUGUCCCGGGGUAAAAUCCUAAAAGGAAUGUGGGUGGCGCUGUGGGUUAAACCACAGAGCCUAGGACUUGCCGAUCAGAAGGUUGGUGGUUCGAAUCCCCGUGACGGAGUGAGCUCCCAUUGUUCGGUCCCAGCUCCUGCCCACCUAGCAGUUAGAAAGCACGUCAAAGUGCACGUAGAUAAAUAGGUACCGCUCCAGCAGGAAGGUAAAUGGCGUUUCCGUGCACUGCUCCUGUUCACCAGAAGUGGCUUAGUCAUGCUGGCCACAUGAUCCGGAAGCUGUCUGCAGACAAACGCCAGCUCCCUUGGCCAAGAGAGCGAGAUGAGCUCCGCAACCCCAGAGUGUCCGCGACUGGACCUAAUGGUCAGAGGUACCUUUACCUUUACCUUUACCAGGCUGGCCUAGCUAUUCCAGUAAUUGAAUCUGUGCUGGAUCCAGAAGGAUUGAUUUGUGUUUUGAGAAUUAUAGGUCUAAGAUAUAAAAUAAAUGUACCAGGCAAACACAUACAUAAAUAUAUAAACCACAUGUCUGAAACAGUACAGGAAAAUAAUCCUGAAGUCAUUUCGACUCUCCCCGUGACCUCAGAUAUUCCUCUGCUGUUUGGAUGGAAAUGGGAAAAGCCUCCCCAUUGUCUCUGUGCUCACAAAUCCUGCCUUAAGGGCACAUUUGGGUAUGAAUAGGGUGAGCCUGUGACCUGGACUCAGGAAUUAAGUAUUUAUCAUCACAAAAGAAUGGCCAGGCUCUCAAAGUAAACUCAUCAACAGGUUUCUUCCAGUCAGGAUUCUGCUGUAGAUGGCCCCUUUUGUGAUGUAUGUAUGAUGUAUUGGGGGGUGGUCUUGGGCUCCAGGGUGGGCAAUUUCAAAAGUCUUUAUAACGGGCUUGCACACCAUUGUUCCGGGUUCCUCCUCCCUCCUGCAUGUGGUGAGUGAGCACCCUGUUGCAGCAGUUAAUAAAGAUCAGGCUUGCUAGCUGCUUUGCUUCUCAGUAUUCUCUGGUUGGCCUCUGUUAUUUUCUCGUACCGAUAGAAAACCUACAUAAGGACUCUUGGGUGCCCCAUAACAGAAAAGGAGCAGGUUUUUUUCUUAUAACAAUUAGAUUUUAACAUUUGCUGGAUCCAGGGAUUAGAGGGGUCUGGCACACCCACACACUCAUAACAACAAUAAUAAUGAGCUUAAAGAUAAAGUCUGUCUCACUGCAUUCAAAUGAGGCAUCAGGAAUUCUAUAUUUCUUAAAAUGACAGCUGGAAAGUUUUUAAAUACCAGGCAGUUUUGUUUCCCCAUUAAACAGAACCAACAGUUGUGUGGUCUCUUGAAGUAGCUUUUUGUGGUUUCAGCUGUAUGGUGACUAAUGAUGGUGCAAAGGUAACUCGCCAGAGAUUGCUUUGUUGCUCCACAGUAUGCAAGUGCUGCCCAUUUUCUAUCUGAUUUGCCAGACUUAAUGGCUGUGAAAGCUUGUCACGUGGACAACUGGGACUGCUGGUAAUCUGUGCAGGGAUCAUUGCCCGGGUUGUCAUCACAAGAAAGGAAGGUGCUGCUUGCUCGAUCGCCAGAGUGCCUGCCUGUCACCUCUGUACAGCUUGAGACCAUGGAGUUGCUUAGCAGGUAGAAUUCUCUCUCUAGAGUGAUAGACGAUGGCUGCAAUGUGGAGCUUUAGAGCUUAAAUGAAGGCAAGUUGAAGCUUGGAUCUCUUAGGGUGGAAAUCUUAAUUGUUUGUGGGCCAUUGCCUUGCAACAACUCUUAACUUUUUAGCACAUCCACCUUUGUGCUACCCUCUCUGUUUUCCUCUUGUCUUUGGUUCUCCUUUCUUCUUUCUGUCUCCCCCCUUAUCAUACUUUAGAGAAGGAAAAGGGGAGGACAAUACUGUUGGUGCAAACCAUUUUAGGUGCAAUCUGGUCAUCAGCUGAAUCCCACUUGCUGAAAACCACUAAUCUAGGGGAAGAAGGGUUUGUGUGCACACGUGUGCGUAUACUCUCCAGGGUUCUGCAGUGCUGGUUGUAGAAGGUAUUUUUCCCCAACCAAUGUAAUCAGGUUGAUGCUCUUUAAGGUAGAAAUUGGCAUCUGGCUGGCUUGCUCCAAAUGUCUUUCUUUACGUGGGGAAAAAGAAACAGAAAAGUAGAUAGGAGAACCUGCAAGUGGGUGAAAGGCAGUACUGAAAUUUGUGGUUGCAGCUGAGGGUGUAGGAGGUGGCUAGAUAAGGGAGUGUCUUGUUUACCUUGAAAGUAAGUCUCACUCACUGUGUAUAAUGACACUUCUCCCUAGUAAGAGUGUUUUACAAUUGCAGCCUUAGUUGCCUAACUUGAAUAAAACUUUAUACUUGGAGAGGGAUCGGGAAAGAGAUCGUGGCCUGCCUUCUGGUGUCUCUUGUAAAAGUGUAAUAGAAAGGUGCUCCUGCUGUCUUGUCGGUGCAUGCAUUGGGGCGGAAGGGGAGUAUCAGGACAGUUUUUUAAAAAAAUGAUCUGAUUUGUCCUAAUCAAACCAGCUUAGCCACCUUUGCAACACCCAGUACAUUAAAUCUAAGUGAAUCUUGCUAGCUGGCACCUUGCAAAAGAAUCUGUUUUCCUUUUUGCCUUGAGGUGACAUGACUUGUGUCUUCUCCUUUAGUACCUGAAUUGCAGGUUGCCAGACUGAGCCUUCAUCCUGGCAUGAGUGAACCCACGUUUGAUAGAAUUGUAGAGUUGGAAAGGGACACUGAGGGUCUUCUCUCUGCAAUGCAGCAAUCUUAACCAAAGCAUCCAAGACAUAUGGCCAUCCAACUUCUGCUUUAAAACCUCCAAAGAGAGGUAGUCCACCACCUCCUGAGGAAGUCAGCUCCAGUGUCAAAACAGCUCUUACUGUCAGAAAGUUCUUCCUGAUGUUUAGAUGGAAUCUUCUUUCUUGUAACUUUGAAGACAUUGCUUCAAGUCCUACCCUCCAGAGUAGGAGAAAACAAGCUUGCUCCAUCCUUCAUGUGACAGCUCUUAAGAUAUUUGAAGAUGGCUAUCAUAUCUCCAGCCAGUGUCUUUUCCAGGCUAAACAUCCCCAGCUCCUUCAACCAUACCUCAUAAGGCUUUGUUUUCCAGACCCUUGGUCAUCUUGGUCGCCCUCCUGUGCACACGUUCCAGCUUGUCACUGAACACACUACUCCAGGUGUGGUCUGACAAAGGCAGAAUAGAGCGGUACAAUUAUUUCCCUUGAUCCGGACACUAUACUGCUGCUGCUGCUGCUGCUGCUGCUGCUGCAGCAGCCUGGAUGUGCGUUAGCUUUUUUUUGCUGCUGCAUCACACUGUUGACUCAUGCUCAACUUGUGGUCUACUACGACCCCUAGAUACUUUUCACAUGUACUAUUGACAAUUCAGGCAGGGGCGUAGGAAGAGGGGAUGGUCGGGGCGGGCCGCCCCAGGUGUCAUCCAUGGAGAGGGGACAAAAUCCCCCCUGGGCGGAUCGCUGCCCCACCCCCCUGGGACCAGUCGCUGCACCAAUUGCCCCCCUGGGUGCCAAUCUCCCCCAAAGGGCGCCGAUCACCGCACUGAUCGCCCCCAAUGGGCGCCAAUCGUGCCCCUGGAGGCCAAUCACACCCAAUGGGCGCUGAUCACCGUGCCGAUCGCCCCCUGGGUGCUGAUCACCACGCCGAUUGCCUCCAAUGGGCGCCGAUUGCCAUGCCGAUUGCCCCCCUGGGUGGCUCGCCCUGACCCCCAGGUGCACGGCAUGUGCACCGCUCCGGGUGCCUGAGCAGCUAGUUCUGCCGCUGAAUCCAGGUGUUCCCCAUCUUAUAUUUGUGCAGCUGGUUCUUUCAACCGAAGUGCAGAAUUUUGCAUUUGUCCCUAUUGAAAUUCAUUUUGUGAGUUCUCCAAUCUGUUAAAGUAAUUUUGAAUCCCUAUUGUGUCUUCUGUGACAUUAGCUCUCUCUCCCAGUUUGGUGUCAUUUGCAGAUUUGAUGAGUGCCCGCUCUAUUACUUCAUCCAAAUCGUCUAUAAAGACAUUGAACAACAACAGGCCCAGGACAAAACCCUGCAGGUCUUAAUCCGCAUCUUGGAGCAGUUGCUUCUGUACAGAGUUAGGGUACAUAUAGAUGCACUUCAGUUUAGCUGUUGAGGAGAGACGUGAGGGCCUGUUACUUUAGCACUGUUCCCUUUUAUGGAUGUGUGUGACAAUGUACCGUGUCACUUGAUGGUUUUCAGCAUAAAACAGUAUAAAAUAUUCAUUUAAACAUAGGAAUAAAAACAGACUUUAAAGCAGUAAACACUUUGUAUUCAGCUAAAUCCUACCCAGAAUAAACCAUUGAAAUUAAUGGGCCAAAGUUAUUUAUGUAUUGUUAAGUUCUCCUUUCUAGGUCCUAGUGAGACACUAGCCACUACACCGCUGGCUUAGCCACCUCUGUUAGGACAAUAGCUCCCACUGCCAUCCUUCAGGGUGAACAAACUGGGCUGAGGAGAGCUAGAACUUGCUCAGCUCUUACAAAGCUAGUAAAAAUAAAAAUAAGAUAAAAUCACAGACUAGGUAGCGUUUGUGAGCUUAUUUACACAGCUGCCUUAAAGUCCAUUGUUCCUGUUCUAAAACUCUUUCUUCCCAUCCGCCAUAGGAAAGCAUAGAUUCUCAGAGUGCUGCAUCCACUAAUAAUUCUGUGAGGUCGGUUAGGCUAAGAGGCAGUGGCCGGGCCAAAGCCACCCAGUGGGCUUCAUGGCCAAGUGGGUAUUGCAACCCUGGUUCUCCUACGUCUUAGUCUCACACUCUAACCACUACACUGGCUUUGAAUCUGGAGGUCAUUUGGGCUGUGGCAAUACAUGAAUGUGGAGAUGAGGAUGCAGGCAGAGUCGAUUUGAAGUUGCUAAAGUUCAUGGGACUGUUUAGUCACUGUUCUAGGUACCCGUGAUGAUGGGGAUUACUGCUUAAGUAAUGAUGACAUGGUUAUUGCUAUAAAUACUCAGAAGCCAUAACCAUGCCACUGUUACCUAAGGAGUAAUCUCUGAUGAUCUUCCUUGGGUGGUGAUUAGAAAUAAUGAUGUUACUUCUUUCAUCAGUGAUUAAGAAAAAAUGUUUUUACAUCCUGUAAUGGAGGUAACACGAUUUUACCUUAUGACCAGGUUUUAUUUAUUGAACAAGAUUUAUAUACCACUUGACCGUAAUAAAACUUCAAAGCAGUUUACAGAAAGAAUAAAGCAACACAAUGAUUGGGGGGAAAACAGAUAAAAACAACUAUUUAAAACAUUUUUAAAAUGGUUAAAAUCAACGAUGAGCUAAAAAGAGAUUAAAAGCAUGUCAGUAUUCUACAGGUUUGGAUAGCCUUGCCUAAACAAAAAUGUUUUCAGCAGGUGCCUAAGAAAGCGUCUGCCUGAUGUCAAUAGGCAGGGAGUUCCGCAGUGUGGGUGUGUUGCCGCUGCUUGUUGGCAUGCUCACAUUUUCAAAGGGCAGAUAUUGUUACUGGACACAGCAUUCUGAGAAUCUAUGCUUUUGUUCAGUGGAAAAAAGAGAUAGUUUUAAAGGAUGCAGAACUCUUGAGAAUCUGUGCUUUGAUUUAGAAACAAUUAUGAAGCAUGCAAUACUCUGAGAAUCUAUGUUUUCGUUCAGGAAAAAAAUUGGUGUUUUAGAAGAGGAGCCAUGGGCUUUAAGGCAUUCUUUUAGAUAAGCUCGCAAAAGUUACCUAGUCUGUGAUUUUAUUUUACUUUUAUUUUUAAUUUGUUUGUUUGUUUGUACCCCGCCCAUCUGGCUGGGCUUCCCCAGUCACUCUGGGCAGCUUCCAACAGAAGAUUAAAAAUACAUUAAAACAUUAGUCAUUUAAAACUUCCCUAAACAGGGCUGCCUUCAGCUGUCUUCUAAGUGUCAGAUAGUUGUUUUUUCUUUGACAUCUGAUGGGAGGGCGUUCCACAGGGUGGGCACCACUACUGAGAAGGCCCUCUGCCUGGUUCCCUGUAACUUCGCUUCUCGCAGUGAGAGAACCACCAGAAGGCCCUCAGCGCUGGACCUCAGUGUCCGGGCAGAACGAUGGGGGUGGAGACGCUCCUUCAGAUAUACUGGGCCAAGGUCGUUUAGCGCUUUAAAGGUCAGCACCAACACUUUGAAUUGUGCUUGGAAAUGUACUGGGAGCCAGUGUAGGUCUUUCAAGACUGAUGUUAUGUGGUCUUGGCUUUCUGUCUUUCUAAGAGGUGGUAUCCUACAUUACCAAUCAUUAGCAAGGGAAGACUUGCCUCUUUCAUGAUCUCAGCAAGUUCCAGCUCUCCUCAGCCCAGUUUCCUUGCCCUGGAGGAUGGCAGUGGAAACUGUUGGCCUAGUUGAGGUGGCUAAGCCCAUGGUGGUUCAAAUCCCCACUUGGCCAAGGAACUCACUGGGUGUGACUUUGGGCCUUCUAAAUGUUGUUGGACUCCAUCUCCCAUCAGCCCCAGCUAGCGUGAUUAGUGUGGUAGGAGAUGAUGGGAGUUGGAGUCUCAACUUCUGGAGGAGACCUUGUAGAGAGUGGCCUUAAACUUUCAUAGAAUCAUAGAGUUGGAAGGGCCAGUGAGGGUCAUCUAAGUCCAACCCCCUGCAAUACAGGAAUCUCAACUAUACAUGACAGAUGGCCUUCCAACUCCUGCUUCAAAACCUCAAAGGAAGGAGAGUCCACCACCUCUCUUAGGAGUCUUUCCUAUUGUCGAACAGCUCUUGCCAUUGGAAAGGUCUUCCGAUGUUUAGUCAGAAUCUCCUGUCUUGUAACAUGAACCCAUUGGUUCGGGUCCUAGUCUCAGGAGCAGGAGAAAGCAAGCUUGCGCCAUCCUCCAUAUCAUAGCCCUUUAGAUAUUUGAAGAUUGUGUGUGUGUGUGUGUGUGUAUCUAUUUGUAUCCUGUGGUGUCUAUAUUCAUGCAUUCAUUUCACACUUUUCUGGAGGCAAUGUUCGUUUGCCCCAGGUGAUCAGGAAGGUGUGUUUUUAUUUCUGAGACUUGCCUGCCAAAGUGAAUUUGCCUCCAGGCUGCCUGGUUGGGAAGCCAAGGAAGACCAGCCCUCUUAUUUAGCUUGUUGCAUUAUGCCACGUAGGUGUGUUCUGGGCAGGAGGACUAGUAACUUGUGAUGGCCGAUUUGCGACAGUGCAUUAGUCAUGCAUUUCUGAAAGCUGAGCUUGUGGCAUAUAAUAAUGUUGCACCUAAGAGAACUUAGGUUGAAUAAUGUUGAAACUAAGAGCAUUUCUUGCAGUGAGGUGUCGGACCGUUCUGACAGGGCGUUCUUGGUGGUAUUUUAAUCUCCAGAAACUCAGCACACUGGGUCACAUUGCUGAACACAUCAAAAAGGACACACCAAAAAUGCAGGCUGGCGCAGAUACUUCUGGACAGAGCUGGUUCCAGACUUUAGGGGGCCGUUCACAUGGUGCUGAUGAUCCGCCAACUGAUGAUUCCUGUGAAAUCUACCCACCCCACAGAUCCAUGGAACCAGUAAAAUAUAUAGAUCUGUGGGCCUAAGCAUUACAUUUUGUGUUGCUUAAAAAUGGAUAACGCCUGCCGUUGAUGGGAGCGGGGCUUGGCCCCCGUUCGAAAGCGUCACUGCUGAGAAGCAUCCAGGGGCCCGCAUUGCAGGGGGAGUGGAGAAUGGCAGCAUGGCUGAGUCUGACCAGCAUGUGGGGCCCUCCCAAGGCCAGUUCCUGAGCUGGACAACUGCUGGCACCAACCCUACUCACGGAGGAAGUGGUUGUCAGUGUCCACACCACCUCUCUCGAAAGCACUGUUUGCAUCGUAAACGUGGGAGACCGCAAGGAGCUCCCCCUGACCCUUCGGCAGUUGUCUUUCACUAAUUAGCAUCCCAACCAGGGCUGCUUGGGAGAACCAGGGGUGGGAAACCACCCUCCAGAACUGCUAGAGGGAAAACACUCUGGCUUCUGCUGCGUUUUGGAAUUUCCUGACUGUGUUGUGCUUUGCUUGGCUUGCCUUGCAACAGCCGGGAAGUUCCACAGUGCUGUGGCGCCAUCUCAUGCCAUGUUCAGUUUUACUGCUCAGUGCAGGGGUGGGGGUUAGAGGAAGAAGAAAGCUGGGGGAUUUUGCUGUCCAUGGCAGGACUCCUGUACCAAACUGCUCUUCCACCUUCAGAUCAUGCCGCUCUACUGGGGACUGCAGCAUAAGUACAGCACCCUGCUGCCUUGGUAUAGGUUUGCCUCCAAUUUCAAAGAGGAAAAUGGGUAAUGUGACCAGAAACCUAUUACCUCCAGGGUGUGUUAAAAGUUGCUACUGUUUAUGACUGUAACAGAAAAUUGUAAAGUGGUACCUCGGGUUACAUACACUUCAGGUUACAUACACUUUAGGUUACAGACUCCGCUCACCCAGAAAUAGUACCUCGGGUUAAGAACUUUGCUUCAGGAUGAGAACAGAAAUCGUGCUCCGGCGGCGCGGUGGCAGCGAGAGGCCCCAUUAGCUAAAGUGGUGCUUCAGGUUAAGAACAGUUUCAGGUUAAGAACAGACCUCCAGAAUGAAUUAAGUACUCAACCCGAGGUACCACUAUAUAUAUAAAAGAAACCCGUAUUGCCACACUACCUCUUUUUUAUCAUAGGCCUGUAGUAGCUUAUGCAUUUGGCUUUGCUUCCUAGCCUGUUUGUGUGGCACAGUUUCAUGGCACUUUAGAAGCUCACUUUUUGAGCUUCUGGUUUAAAAAGUGAAGAAGGAAGUUUCUAGCCCAAUUGGGGGCCUUGUAAAAGAGUCGCACGAAAGUUACUAGCCCACAAUAUUUUUUACUGCCCUGAUGGGGAGGGAGGCUGGCAGAGGAGGGGCAGAAAGCUCUUUCCAUGCUGCAGCAGCCCACUGCAUUUUUUGUUCUGCCCCUGCUCCACCAGCCAGCUCAUUCACCAGCCAGCAGUUUCUUGUUGCCUGUGGUGACCAGGCUAGUGCUUAGGUAACACAUAAGAUUCACUUGGAAGAGUGCAGGCCAUGCCAGCAGAAAUCUCAGAAGGCGAAAGGGGACUUGCUGAACAAAGUUUCCAGAGUUUGCGGAGGCUUCAAGCCCUAUGAUCCCUUAUAUAGUUAGGUAGAAUAGAUUGUGCAAAAUAAGCAUAACUGGGCAAAUUGGUUCGAUUUAUUCAGGGUGAAAAACGCAGUGCAUUUUUUUAGGGGGGAGUGGGAUUGUCACAGAACUUGGAUUGUCAUGGAUGCAUAAUUUUAAAAUACAAUCAUGUUGUGUUUAAAAAACUAAGCCAACUAAGUUCUACUCAGAGUAGGCCCAUUGAAACAAAGAACCUAAGUGAGUCAUGCCCAUUAACUUCAGUGGAUCUGUUCUGAGUGGGGCCAGCAUUGGAUACAACCCUUAAGCAUGGAAGAUUCACCGUUGCGAAUGUACGAAAUGUCCCUCUCCAGCUCUAAUGAUAUAAUGCCAUUCAGGCGGACUGUGUGAGUGUGUUAAUGAUUUACUUGUGCUAGGGAAACGUAGGAUAGCUAAGGCGAAGUGCGUCUGUUAGUCAUUCAAGAUGCAGUUUGCAUAUUAUGCAAUUUGUAAGCUUCCUUCCCUUGCACAAAUCACUCUGGAGGCUGUCAUAGUUCGUAAAGGGACAUGAUACAAUAACACCGCCCCCCUUGUUACUGCUUCAGGACUUCUAGCUCAUAUCCUGCACCAGGGAACUCAGUUCAGCUCCAUUUGAGGAAUCUUAGAAAUGCUUCUUAGGAAACGAGGGCCAUAGCUGAAUAUGAAUCCUGUGUUAUUAUCAUUAUGCUUUUGUGCAUGAAGUUGGGGCUACCUUAAAAAAAACAACGCUUUUUGAAAAGUCUCUCCAAGAACCUUAGAUAAUCCAGCAACUUAACUAAACUGUCUCCUUCUUCUUUCAGGAGGACGCGCUCCUUGCACGGACCAUGCCCAGUGACCACAUUUGGACCAAAAGCCUGCAUGCUGCAGAAUCCCAAAACUAUCAUGUAAGUGCCUCCACCUUCGGGGAAAAGGUCCUGAUCCCAUUCAUCUUGAUUCUCUGCUGUUAAAUAAUUAAACAUAUUCAUUCAUUCCCAUACAUACUUGUGUCUUCUUCAGCUGCAUUCAUUCAUAGAUUUGGCUGCCCAUUUAUGGCAAUACAGGGUGCUGUGCUGAAAUGGAGUUAUACUGAUGUGCUUGUGUGUUUGCAGUUACCAUUGAAUUGCUUGUUUGCUUUGGCUAUUAUUAUUAUUAUUAUUUUAUUUUAAAAAGCCAUUAUUGCCUGAACUUACCAUGGGGUGUUCUGUUACAGGAGCUUUAUUGCUUUGUAAAGCAUGAGUAGGUUUACCCUGUUUUGAUGUAGCAUCUUCAUAAAUGGACAGCUGAGGUGCAAAGGCUUUUGAGGGCUCCCAGGUUCUGAUCCAAUAGAGGAGGAGGCCAUCUCUCAAAAGGUAGCAGGUGUUUCCUUGGGAAUAGGUGUCGGCCAUCAGUGGUAAACAGAUGAUGUUAUGCUGCAAAGCUGGUUCAGAAAGCUUUCUAGAGAUGUCAGUCCAACUGUGGUCUUACCUUGCAAUCUGCUUUUGGGUUCUUAAAUCCAGGCAGUAGCCUACCAAACUGUGUCAGUUUAAAAUCUGGGGUGUGUUAAUUGGAUUUGUUUUAUGGUGUAUUAUAAUUACGGGUAUUUAUAUUCUAAUGCUUGUAUAAUCAGGUGGUGUUGUUUUUAAUUAACUUUUAUUGAAAAAUUUCAAUCGGAAAUAAUUAACAGCGCUACUUAUUUUGGCCAUGUCUGCAAGUAUUACGCACAAUUAACAUCUGCAUCGGUCUAAGCCACGCAUGUUACUUUCAGUCAUUGACCAGUGAAUGAAACAUGGAUUGCACAGAAGAGCUGAUCAAAACUGUAUGGCAAAGUUCUUCAUACAGUUAUCCAGGCCUCCUUUAAAGUUUUCCUUUGGUUUGUGGGUGUCUUCAGUGGUAUACAACAUGGAGCCCAUGUUCUUACUUAUUACAUUUCACACCCAAAUUUCAUCUUUUGCAUGCAGUGGGAAACAAGUAACGAUUUAUCAUACUUGUUUUACCACGUCCCUUUCUAAAGUGUGUGUGCGGGUUUUAUAGAAUGGGUGACACCUUUGUGACCAGGAUGUCAAGGAAUCGCAUAACAUGCGACAGGGGAAGGGCCAUGACUCAGUAGCAGAGCGUCUGCUUUGCAUACAGAAGGUUCAAUUCCCAGCAUCUCCAGGUAGGGCUGGGAAUGUCCCCUUCCAGAAACCCCAGAGAACUGCUGCCAGUCAGUGUAAAAAAGGUAAAGGUAAAGGACCCCUAUGGGACGCAGGUGGCGCUGUGGGUUAAACCACAGAGCCUGGGACUUGCCGAUCAGUAGGUCGGAAGUUCGAAUCCCCACAACGGGUUGAGCUCCCGUUGCUCGGUCCCAGCUCCUGCCAACCUAGCAGUUCAAAAGCACGUCAAAGUGCAAGUAGAUAAAUAGGUACCGCUCAGGCGGGAAGGUAAACGGCGUUUCUGAGCGCUGCUCUGGUUCGCCAGAAGCGGCUCAGUCAUGCUGGCCACAUGACCCAGAAGCUGUACACCAGCUCCCUCGGCCAAUAAAAGGAGAUGAGCGGCGCAACCCUAUCGUCAUCCACGACUGGACCUAAUGGUCAGGGGUCCCUUGACCUUUUAAAGGACCCCUGGACGGUUAAGUCCAGUCAAAGGCGACUGUGGGAUUGUGGCACUCAUCUUGCUUCAGGCCAAGGAAGCCGGCAUUUGUCCACAGACAGCUUUCCAGGUCAUGUGGCCAGCAUGACUAAACCGCUUCUGGCGCAAUGGAACACCGUGACGGAAGCCAGAGUGCAUGGAAACGCCGUUUACCUUCCCACCAGAGCGGUACCUAUUUAUCUACUUGCACUGGUGUGCUUUCGAACUGCUAGGUUGGCAGGAGCUGGGACAGAGCAACAGGAGCUCACUCUGUCACGAGGAUUUAUACUGCCGACCUUCCGAUCAGCAAUCCCAAGAGGCUCAGUGGUUUAGACCCCACAGCACCACCUGCAUCCCUAAUGCCAGUCAGUGUAGACAACACUGAACCAGAUGGACCAAUGGUUUGUAUAAGGCAGCUUCCUCUAUUCCUCUGUCUUAAGCAAAGGGUUGCUGCCGAUCAGUGUAGACAGCAACUGAGCUAGCUGAAUAUAAGCAGCUUCCUACAUGUCAGUCAGCUAGUGGUUGCUUUUAAAACUAAUCAUGCUAGCUGGGACUGAUGGGAGUUGUAGUCCAAAAUAUCUUGAGGGCACCAGGUUGGUGAAGGUUGUUUUAGAUCAACUUGGGUUCAGUCCUGAUACGGGUGUUUGAAACAUUAUCCCCCUGUUUGCUUUCGGCAGACCAAUCUUCCCCACCCCUCACUUUGUUUAAUUCUGGUCUAGAGGGAUGGAUGGGAGCAAACACCAUGCAAUUGGGUGAACUCGUUUAGUUAAUGCCACCUCGAACAUCACCUGCCAGGAGACACUGUUAAUAUUUGUCUAGCUCUAGCACAACGCUUAUUGAACGGAGCGCCCUGCGCUCUUAAUUUUCUCUCUCUUUUGUGUCCCAUCCCUCUUCCUCCAUGGUCUGUACUUUCCCAAACCAAAAGAGGCAGGGUGUGGGUGAGUCCACUUCCUCUUCCAGUUGCUUCAAGGUGUGGCUGACCGUCAGAUUUUUACAGAUGUUGGUCCUUUUUUUCUAAAUCGCAUUAUCUUCUGCUUAGCACACCCCCGGCUCAGCCACUGCCCCACCGUAAUAGCCAAAGGCAAGCUGACCAUUCAGGGAAGUCCCGUAGCUCAGUGGUUAGAGCAUCUGCUUUGCACACAGAAGGUCCCAAGUUCAAAACCUAGUAUCUCCAGGUGGGGCUGGGAAAAUCCCCCAAGUCUGAAACCCUGGAGAGCCACAUUCAGUGACUAUACUAAACUAGAUGAAGCAAUGAUCUGACUGCAUAAGGUAACUUCUUAUUUAAAUCAACCCUUUAUUCAGAAGCGUGAGGACUAGAAACUUAGUUUAUCCUUAGGGAAAAGGAUGUCCCAGUGGUAGAGCAUCCAUUUACUGUAGCAUGUAAGAGGCAGUGCUAGAAAUUAGCCAGGGUCCAAUUGCGACCACGUGAAGAUCUCUGGAGACCAGGUUGACGACUUGGGAAAGCAAAAUGCCACUUAGAGAAGGAUGUGAAAUAUUUUCCCUCAAAGCUUGAAUUUGUUUUAUUUUGGAUUGUUUUAUUUACUUUUUUAAUGUGUUGUAAACUACUUUGAGAUUUUUUCUUUAAAAUGAAAAGCUGUAGAAAUGAAAUUAAUAAUAAUAAUAAUAAUUAAUUGCAAAAAAACAGCACCCAGACAUUCCACUGUGGCGACCGUAACCUAGGUUUAAUUUGCCAUUUGGCGAUUAAAUUAGAUAUCUGAGAUUCUAACACUGCUAGAAGGUCCCAGUUUCAAUCCCCAGCAUCCCCAGGUAGGGCUGGGGGGGAAUACCUGGAACCCCGAAGAACUGCUGCCAGCCAGUGUAGGCAAUCCUGAGACAGACGUUCCAAUAGCCUGACUUUGUAUAAGGCAGCUUCCUGUGGCUUCUCUCUCUUGCUCCCUCCAUUCCUCUCUUGCCCACCUGCCAAUUUUAGCAGACAAGGGAGUGAGGGGAAGAGGUUCGCUGACUGGCAGGUGAGUGGACAAAUAACUUGUCCCGUGCAGAUGAGACCUAACAAAUCACCUGCUCUCUGUUUAUCACAUCCCUGCAGAGAGUAUCUUGCAAGCACACUCCUCUUCUGUUGCACCCCGUGAGGAUUCAGUCUGCCUCCUACGGCUUGGGAGCCGAAGGGUUAAGGGAUGAUUGCCACUUACUCAACUUUGGACUUACAUCAUGCAUUUUUAUCACCAGAUUCUGGCAGCUGAGCAGCCGCUGCUGCUGCUCCUCCCUCUGGGGCGAGCAGGGAUAUAAUGACAGCAUGUGUUGAGAUUAGUCCAGCCCAGAGGCUUUCCAGGAGGCACUUAGAGCUCUUUAAUUGCCCAGACAGACAGCAGAUCGUAACCCCAGCAGUCUAGAAUAGCCUUCAAGCUAGGGAGCCGCUUUGCCAGGCAAGAAGGGAGAAGGCAGCUGAGCUUUUAAAAUUCUACCGGGAGAUCUUCAUCCUUCUUCAAAACUUGCCUUUUUUUUUUUUUAAUACAUGUAGCUUCAAAAAAAUUUUUUUAUUCCCCACCCCCUGCACACACACACACACACACACACACACACACACACACACAAUUUGAAAGCUGUGCUCUCUCUCUCUCCUGUUGCCUUUUAAUAAGAGGAAUUUAACAAAAUCCAAGAUUAAACUUGCAGUGGCUUCCCAAGUGUUGCAUGAAGGCACACUAAGCCGUCUGGUGUUGAUUAAACCUCUUUUGUGGGGUUUUCUUUCUCCCCCCCUUUUUUUGGUAAGCUGUUGUUUUGCAGACUGACCUGGCGGAAAAAAAUUGAACAUUUAACAAAUACGCUAAGUUUUUGCUGCUCCUUUUUCUAAUCUGGUAUUUUUCGGGAUCCACUUGUUUAAGCAACUUUUAGCCUCCUUUUUAUGGGGAACUGCUUCUUUAUGAAAUGGCAAGGCUGGUUUGGUUUCAUUUCUUUUUGACCAAAGCAAUCUGAAAACAGAGGCUAUCUGAACUUGGCGGGCGUGAUGGUUUUUGCAAGGUAGUAGUUCGGCUCCAAAAGAUUAUUUCAAGGCUUCUUUUUCUGCUGUUGAGUCUUGCUGUGGGUUUCUCUCUGACUUGUGCAAAGAAAAGCAAUGAAGAUAUUUCAGCGUAUUAACGAUCGCUCCUUUGGAAGCUCCGCUUGGAAGUGGUGAGUAGACCGGGGGGAAAGAGGUUUUAUCCACCUUUCAUGUUAUGAGCCAAACCUUCGGUUAGUUUCAAUGGUGGCUUGGAUUUCUUUAAGUGGGGCAUGGAGCUAUGUCCAGUGCUAUUCAGAGUAGACCCAAUGAAUGGACUUGGGUCCAUUCAUUUCAGUUAACUUAAGUAAGGUUUCAUUGGAUGCAACCCAUAGUCGCCGCAGAGCUGAUACGUAGCUCUACAAACUGAUCCAGAUAGGUUGAGCAGAUUGUGUUGAAAUCCUUUAUGCUUUUCCUGGUCCCCCAAGUAUGAGGAAGGGGUGGUUUUCUCGUCUGAAACCCACUUUACGGCAGCAAUGCAAGUUCCUGGCACGGCAAACUGAACUCUGCCGUGGGAAUCUCCCUUUCCUUAGGGCGUUCUUGUUCUCACCCCGGCCAAUAAAAAAUCAGUCACCAAAGGACUCCUUCCUUCAGUUUCUUCCUCUUUUUUGUACACAAUAGUUUUCUUUUUAGAUGUCUUCAUGUGCAUUCCCGCCACCCACCCAACCCUUCAUCAGGGCUAUUCUGCGGUCUGCCUGGCAUUCUGCAUUUUGCGCAAGAGUGGGGUAUCCAGCAACGUGGGGAAGAAACUGUGUAGAGAAUAAAAGAAUAACAUCAACUCGUUCCACAUUCUGGAUUCAAGACAGAGUUGGCUGGGGUUGUGGUAGUGGUGGGAAUUUGCCCCUUUUGUAUCCUUAGCUCUUCCUCUGGGGAAGGGUGGGCUAACAGGUGUCCCUCCAGAUGAUGAUGAUGAUGAUGAUGAUGAAGAGCAGCACUGGGUAGCUCAGUUGGUUAGAGCUUCGUGCUGAUUACUCCAAGGUUGCAGGGUCAAUCCCUGUAUGGAACAGCUGAAUAUUCCUGCACUGCAGGGAGUUGGACUCGAUGAUCCUCAGGGACCCUUCUAGCUCUACAUUUCUAUGAUUCUAAGAAGAUGGUGAUAACCAUUUAUUAUCGGCUCUUCAUGCUGAGGUCUCAGGGCAGAUCACAACAAUUAAAACACAACAUCAAUAUCGAAACACAAUAUUGGACUGCAGCACCCAUCAUUCCUGACCGUAAGGCAUACUGGCUGGGUCUGAUGCGGAGGCUGGGAGUCCAAUGUUAUCUAGAAGCCUACAGGUUUCCCAUCCCCUGAGCUCGGAGCUUAAGAGCGGCAGUCUCACAGCAAACCUUGUGUCACGGUGAGGUUAAAACAGUCUGCCUAAGGCCACCUAAGGUAAGGGUUUUUGCAGGGCGAGAGCUGGUGGCGGAUAGGAAUCCACCCAGUUUUUCUGCACAGAAGGCUAAGGACGUCUGGCUUCUGUGACGGUGCAGGGUUGCCUAGGUUGACUCCCGCUGUGCUCGGUCUCUGAGGUCGGAGACAGGAGUUGUUUCUGAAUAUCAGUUGCUGGAAACCACAAGAGGGGAGAGAAGUCUUGUGCUCGGGUGCUACUUGCGGGUUUCCAACAAUGGGCAUCUGGUUAGCCACUGUCAGAAUAGGAUGCAUGGGCCAUUGGCAUGAGCCAGCAGGAUAUUCUUAUGUUAUGUUCCUAUUAUUUUUUAACAGCGUUGCUCUUCUCAGAACAAAUAAGAGUUUCUUAUAAUUAACUAUUAACCACAAAUUUAGAUACUUCUGCAAAAUCAAAGUAGUGUAACAGUGGUUUUUGAAAGGAACAAUACCGGAAUUGAAGCAAGUUCCUAUACAUUUCACCAAUGUUCAGUAAUGUCUCUAGAAAUCUACAUGAUUCACUGAACCACUACUUCCCGGAGGCUUUCCUCUUGCAACAGCAGGGUCAGUUGGCAGUUUUGGGUUUUGUUUUUAUUUUUUAAAGGCAAUGAAGCUGGAAAUUAAGUAAUAAAGACCAUGUUCAGGGACCAAUAUACAACCAGUACAGGGAUACGUGAGUGGACUUGUAUGUAUAAAUUAUGACGUUCAAGUCAGUUCUUGAGGUUCUUGGGUAAAGAUGUCUGCGUAUGCUGACCAGAGCUUUAAAUAUAUGUCCUUCCACCCAAGUUUGUGAUAAAAUACUACUUAUUAUUGAUUAUAAAAUCUUCCCACCCUUCCUCCGAGGAGCUCCCCUGUUUUUAUUUUCACAGCAUCUAGUGAGGUUGGUUAAGGGGAGAGAUAGUGACUGGCCCACGAUCAUCUAGUAGGCUUUGAGAUUGGCUGGGGAUUUUGAACCCAUGUCUCUAGCUCGCUAAUACUCAAGAGAAAUGCCAACUGAUUGGAGGGCACCCCAGUCAACUGUAGAGAGCCCCCCUCUCCUGACAUAUUCUGGAUUAAGGAGGUGGCUCUCCAGCAAGACGGAAGAUCAAGACUCUUUGGCUUAAACCUAAUCUGGUGCUCUCUAGAUGUGUUGGACUCCAACUCCCACCAGCCCCAGUUAGCAUGGCCAAUGGAUAGGGACAAUGGAAGGUGAAGUCCAAAAUUUCUGGAGAGAACCAUAUUGGCUGCCCCUGCUCUCAACUUAAUGGAUUGGAUGGCUUUCCCCAGUGCCUCCGUUGCAAGCUUUUGUGGUCAAGACGUUUCCCCACCACUGUAUGGUCUUGGAAUUCUCACCCUCUGAAAGCUGGUGGGGAGAAUAUUAGGGUCUUUGAGAUCUAGAAAUGGGAUAGUGCAGGGACUCCAACUCCCAUCAGCCCCAGCUGGAGUGUCCACCGCUCAAGGAUGAUGGGAGCUGUAGUCUAGCAAUGUCUGAAAGGCCAAAGGGCUCCGUCCUUGAACUAGGCCAUCACUUGCCUUUCCUGCCCCCAGCUACUGCCAUCACAGCUCUGCCUUCUUUUAAAGCAGAGAUAAGGAACCUGUCACCCCCUGGAUGUUACUGGACUCCAACCUCCAUGAGCUCUGUCCAUCGUGGCAUGAUGGAAAUCAUGACCGGGCAACGUCCGGAGGGUCACAGCUUUCCACAUUCUUGGGAUACUGUGUGUGGAGGCAAGUUCUGCCUUCCUCCAGUCUCUUUGGAAGGUGUUGUGGAUAAAAUGCAAUCAAAAAUUGCAUGAUCUUCAGAACAGCAGGACUGGAGGAAGACCUUAUUUGCUUGAAUAAGGAAAUAACAUUGGAGGCGCAUAUUAUAGUGGGGGGGGGGAGAUAUACACACCAAGUAUGUAUCAGAGGAUUGCCAAAGCAUGUGCCAUCAGGACACAACAUCAUUAAAGCUAAAAGUCAGGCCAUUCGUUAUUCAGAUCUAGAAAUCUCCCACCUUACUUUCUCAUGCAUGCACUCUUGGGUUGAGGCAACAGGCUAAAAUGUUUUAAAAUGUUUUAAACGGUUCUAAUUUUGGUUCCUCUUGUUUUGUUUUUGUCGGGUUGUUGUUGGUUAAAUGUUCAAUUGAGGUUGGCAGUUAUUUUAAUUUGGGUAUAACUGUAAGCUGUUUAUUAUUGUUGUUAUUAUUGAUUUCUAUUGAUUUAUUGGGUUGUUUGUUGCUCAUAUAGGAUAUUUUGGGGUUUUUUAAUGUUUGAUGCUUUGUUGUGUUUUUUAUAUAUGCUAUAAGCCACCCUGAAUGGCUGGGGAAACCCAGCAAGAUGGGCAGGAUAUGAAUUAAAAGAAUAUAAUUAUAUUAUUAUGGCACUCUUGCAAAUUGCAUAUGGUGCUGGAGUGGUGCAGGAGAAACCCAAGCAGCUGUUUAAGAGCUGUCAUAUCCUUCUGGCUGCCGGUGACGCACCUUGAAAUCCUAAGAAUUGACUCCCUUCCCACCAAGCAUGACCGAGAUACCUUGACAGCACCUCUGCAAUUGCAUGAUGCACCUACCUGCGGUGGCAAGCUUUGCUGCCCUAAUAAAAGCCCAGCUCUUUAAAGAUGGGGAAAGAUGGGUGCGAGGAGGAGAUUAGGGAAAACAAAGUCCAGAACAGCAUUGGGACAUCGGUUGAUCUGAAGGUAGUUCAGAUAGUUUGGCUGAGCUUAACUCCUUAAGCUUUGCUUGUUGAAGGAGCGCUUACUCUGAUCCAACCAAGCAGGUCAGCAUUUUGCCUGGGACAAGUAAUGCCCCCCCUUUUCUACAGCUUGUUACACACCAGGCAGCUCAGGUUGUCGAGUGACACGUUGGCAUUUGUGCAGAGGGGGCCUGCAGUGGUGUCUGCAAGAUAUAAGGGUACCAAGACUAAGUGUAAGGUAAAGGUAAAGGGAUCCCUGACCAUUAGGUCCAGUCGUGGCCGACUCUGGGGUUGCGGCGCUCUUCUCGCUUUAUUGGCCGAGGGAGCCGGCGUACAGCUUCCGGGUCAUGUGGCCAGCAUGACUAAGCCACUUCUGGCGAACCAGAGCAGCGCACGAAAACGGCGUUUACCUUCCCGCCGGAGCGGUACCUAUUUAUCUACUUGCACUUUGACGUGCUUUCGAAUUGCUAGCUUGGCAGGAACAGGGACCGAGCAACAGGAGCUCACCCCGUCGCAGGGAUUCGAACCACCAACCUUCUGAUCGGCAAGUCCUAAGCUCUGUGGUUUAACCCACAGCGCCACCUGCGUCCCAACUAAGUGUAGUGCCUGCCAAUUCCCUGUAAUUAUUAUUAGCAUUAUAUCUUAUUAAAUUUCUGUUCUGCGAGUUCUCCCCAAAGAAGCAAAGCAAUGCAGUUAAAAGCAAAAGCAUCUUAAAAACACAUCUGUGAAGCAGGCCUUGGGAGGUGGUGUUCUCAUCUCAACCAGCACCCAGGUGUGGUGGUGAGGAGCAGCUUGAAUCCUCUGCGUUGUGCAGAAGAAUGUAUAAACAGGCUUUUGAGCAUCAGAAGUAUGUUAACCCAUGGUAGUACCUAAGCAAAUAAUAUUUUGGACCACAAGUUUUAAUGUUUGCAUCUGAGCAACCAUAGCUUAAUGAUUUCUGGACAGCUUUCUUUUAGUGUCCAAGAAUAAGAAAUGAAAGGUGGGUUGUACCCGGGGAACUUCAGCCAAAAGGGUGGGGCGAGGAGAGAAAAUACACAUUGCGUUCUUCAGUACUUACAGAAGAAGCUGCUCAAUUGGACCAUUAAUCCAUCUAGCUCAGUACUGCUUUCACAUACUUGCACUUUCUCUGGGAGACCUACCUGGAUAAGCCAGGAGCUGAACAUAUCUUCUGUAUGCAAAGCAGAUACACUAUUACUGACCUACAGUCCUUUCCUUAAGACAUAGGAACAUAGAAGCUGCCUUCUACCGAGUCAGACCAUUUGUUCAUCCAUUUGGUAUUGUCUACACCAGUGUUUCCCAAAUGUGGGUCUCCAGCUGUUUUUGGACUCUAACUCCCAUCAUCCCUAGCUAGCAGAACCAGUGGUCAGGGAUGAUGGGAACUGUAGUCCCAAAAACAGCUGGAGACCAGCACACUGGUCUACCCUGACUGGCAGUGGCUCUGCAGGGCUUCAGGCAGGGAGCCUCUCAAAACCCUAGUGGGAAAUUCCAGAGAUUGAACCCAGGACUUUCUGCAUACAAGGAAGAUGCUCUACCAUUUAGUUAUGACUGUUCCCUAACAUUUCAAAUAAUAUUUUAAAAAUAAUAGUAAUUGUCCAGUAGCACCCUAGAGACCAACUAAGUUGCAUUCACACGAAAGCUUAUACCAAGAACAAACUUAGUUGGUCUCUAAGGUGCUACUGGACAGGUUUUUUAUAUAUUUUGACUGCGUCAGACCAACACAGCUACCUACCUGAAUUUCAAAUAAUACUUAAAUAUGCCCUAAUAGUUUUGAAUUGCCUGUGCCACUACAAGGUCAUUGGUCCAAAAAGUUUCUUUCUCUGCUUCUGCCUCUGAAUCUUGAGCACAGAAUUCAGGUAUGAAGCCUUCUUCCCUUCCCAGAACGCAGCUCCCCGGGCUGAAGGUGUUUAAAUGCUUCCCUUAAGUCCUCUGCACAUAGAGAAAGCAGCCUGUCAGGGAGAAGGCUAUGCCAAACACUUCUUCAGCAUCAUGCUAGGGCUGCAUGGGCGAGGGUCUUGUUUUCUUUUUGUAGAUGAUGAGGAGGAGUUGUGGCAGUGUUUUAUCACAUGCCACCAGGAAUCGACAGGAUGAAUGCCAGUUCCUGAGUCUCACAAAGGCUCUUCUUAUGUUCUUACCGUCUUCCACCUGCAACCGAAGCAGCACACUCUAGGAAAAGCUUGCUGUCUCUCAGUCGUGCCAAAUGCAGAGCCAAGUUGGCCGGUCGUUUUCUCGUGAGGAGUGCUAACGUGAUUUGUCUCAGGAACUUCAACCUGUUUCUUUCCUGGCUUUGUGUUUUUGCAGGCACAUUCAGGACCCAGCAAGCCAGCGGUUGACAUGGAACAAACCUCCGAAGAGUGUCCUUGUUAUAAAAAAAAUCCGGGACGCCAGUCUCCUGCAGCCCUUCAAAGACCUCUGCAUCUAUCUCACAGAGGUAGGCUGGACUUCUCUGCCUUAGUGAGCUCAACCAGGAUGGCCGAAGAAUUUUAGUGGGGUGUGCUUUUUAAAGUGGGGUGUUCUUACGGGCUACAGAGAUGUGUCUUGAAGCAUGCUGACGGUGCUCAGGAAAGUUCAUCCAGAGUCAGGGCUUCCACGACCUAUAUCUCAGGGGUGAGGAACCUGUGGCUCAUGUUGUUGAACCCCAGCUCCCAUCAGCCUUGGCUGGCUUGGCCAGUGAUCAGAGGAAGCUUAAACCAUUUCCAAAACCCAUAACAAACCAACCUUGGCUGCAAAUAAAUGCCAAGAAGAGUUUGAGGUGGCCGGCAUGUGCCAUUUCUAUCUAUCCAAGAGGAUUUCACCGGCAUGAACUGUUUGUUUGGGUUUGGGGUUGUCAGAAGACUGCCUCACACAUAGGAGCUUUUUCAGAGUUUCAAACUAAGUCCAGCUGAAAAUUUGUAUUGCUGUGAUCUCCUUGGCAGGGAUCACUUCGCUCCUUCACGAAACCUAUUGUUCCUAUUGUCCCUUCAGGAGGAAUCUCAGAGUGGUUAAACUGGUUUUUCCGUUGUGCUCUUGCCCAUUCAUGUCUUUCAUCUGCUUUCAAUGUUGUGGGAGAGCCUGGCAACCCUGAUCUCCUCUCUCUCGUACUCAAAUGGUCACUCUGCUGAUGUGAUUCCUCCUUACCUUUUGAAAGUUACUGCACCUGUUUUAUUACUCACAGAUAAAAUAAUAUAAGGCAGCUCUCUGCGGUAAAGGGGAAAAGCCAUAGCUCAGUGGUAGAGCAACACAUGGUUUUGCAUGUUGCACAAGGUCCAUGUGCAGUCUAGGAAGGGUUGGGGUAAACUGUGUGAAGCCUGGGAAAGUCACUGCCAGUUACUCUGCUUUAUUAUUACAUUUCCAUCUGGCCUUUCUGCCUAGGAGCUCAAACUGGCCUACACACUUAUAUAUGAAAAAUAUUUGAAAGAUGAUUAACAGCGGCUACAAAAAAAUAAGACCACAUGUAACUCCUCCAUGUCUGGAUAGGCUUGCCUAAACAAAAAUGUUUUAAGCAGGCUCUGAAAAGAAUACAGUGAAGGUGUCUGCCUGGUGUCAAUAGGCAAGGAGUUCCAAAGUGUAGGUAGAGUGGUUUUUAUCUGAGAUUAUAAGAUGCUUUGUAGGUGUCAGGGACUGGUCUGGAUUGGAAGACUGGGGAAUGCAGUCGCAGGAAGAGCAGCUCCUGCCCGGACACUGAGGUCCAGCGGCGAGGGCCUUCUGGCGGUUCCCUCGCUGCGAGAAGCCAAGUUACAGGGAACCAGGCAGAGGGCCUUCUCGGUAGUGGCGCCUGCCCUGUGGAACACCCUACCACCAGAUUUCAAGGAAAUAAACAACUACCUGACUUUUAGAAGACAUCUAAAGGCAGCCCUGUUUAGGGAAGCUUUUAAUGUUUAAUAGGUUAUUGCAUUUUAGUGUUUUGUUGGAAGUCGCCCAGAGUGGCUGGGGAAACUGAGCCAGAUGGGCAGGGUAUAAAUAAUAAAUUCUUAUUCUUAUUCUUAUUCUUAUUCUUACUAACAGAAGAGGAGGGGGAAUAUUCGGGGGGCCCUGCUUCCGGCGCUUCUAGAAGCAGAGAGACAGGCAGACACAGCUAUGAGAUAGUAGCUAAGCAACCAGAAGGGAGGGAGCAGCUGGGCGAUACAUCAAUUGAGAGUGAGGGGGGGACCCCCUCCCUCUCCCCGAACCCGGAGGUCUAAGCAUGUCAGAGAACAAAGGAGACGCGGAGGAAGAGGGACUUCUCUUUGGCGCGCUUCUUGCUGCGGAAGUGAAGAGGAGUCAGAGUAGGCAACUGAUAUCCUUGCGGAGGGUUGCCUGUUUGUGCUUGUAGCAUAAUGCUGAAAUAAAAGGACUAUAAAUCUACCAAAUGCUCAUUAAUUCUUAUCGGUGAGCCAGCAGAAGGGAGAGGGGAACUCCCGUACUUGACAGUAGGAGAAUUUCCUCAAAAAGUGGGGUAUAUUUUUAAAAAUAAAUACAUAUUAAUGUCACUUGUUUCAAGAGGUCAUGCUUCUAUUUUUCACUCAGUGUUAAGAUAGUUUUAAUUUAAUCUUUUCCUCCCCACCCUUCAGGUGAACAACAUGAUUGUCUACGUAGAAAAGAAAGUGUUGGAAGACCCAGCCAUCAUGAACGAUGAUAGUUUUGGACCAGUGAAGAAGAAAUUUUGCACUUUCAGUGAAGGUAAAUAUAUAUAUAUAUAGUGAGAGAGGUUGCAUUUUGCAUGUAACUGGAGCUAGAGAUGCAGCAGAAAUUUGGUUUGGUUUGCAUUUUAAUAUACAAACUACCUAAUGUACAGUUCCUGGAAAAAUCUAUGAACCGAAACACAGCUAACUGUGUCAAAAUCCACUCUUCUCUGAAUUUUGUGAUCAGUUCUCCAGUCAAACGAUGUGGUACAAGCAUGCCUGUAUCAGGCAAAGGUGUGCAUAAACUGUAUAUAUUAGUGAAAAGUGGUUUGUUUGUUUUGCUUAAUAAACCACACUGCACACAAACCACAUGCCAGAGCAUGCACAGCCCAGCCUCUCCCAUUUUGCCCCUUUCCUUGAGUAAGCUUUCUUGGGUUGCCAAGAAAGGGCUAGCAUAGCGCUGCCUCCAAGCCAGGGGUCAUGGUUCAUUUCCUCCUAACAAAGCACAGUCAGUGCAUCAGCAACAAGCCAUGGUUUAAGCUCCACUAGCGAUCGUGGUUUGUUAGGGCAGAACAACCCAGAAUCCUGCAUUUGGCUGCAAUGCUAAGCUAUUGCCUUCUUUGAUUCUUUACCUGCUUGUACCAGGGGAAGAGCGAAGCAAGAGCACAGGAGCACAGGAAGCUUCAUUAUACCAAAUCCAGCCAUUGGUCCAUCUAGCUCAGUGUUGUCAACACUGGCUGGCAGCAGCUCUCCAGGAUUUCAGACAGAAUACAUUCCCAGCCCAGCCUGGAGUUGCCGUAGUUUGAACCUGGGACCUUUUGCAUGCAAAGCUAUGCCUCUGAGCUAUCACCCUUCCAUGACCUAUAGCAAUUGAGCUGGGUGCGCAGUAUGGUUUAUGAAGCUUGUAACUCUGACUUACUGCAACAUGCAAAUUCAGGCGCCGUGUCUGUUUCCUUAAAGAAGGAAGGCAAGAGCAGUCAGAUAAGAGCCAGAAUGAGCAGGUAAAUGGGCUAAAGGAGGGUCAAGCGAAAAGCCACAAUCUGUUUAUACUGCUGUAUUUCUGCCCUUUUAAACAGAUAGGAUUGGAAUUUUAAAAAAUCGUAUUCUGUGUUUUCAAACUCUUUUUCUUUUUUAGACUACGAUGAUAUCUCCAAUCAGAUAGACUUUAUCAUCUGCCUGGGAGGAGACGGGACCUUGCUUUAUGCCUCUUCACUCUUCCCGGUGAGUUUAUCUUCACCAUCCUUCCCUUGCCUGCAAUCAAUCUCUUAUGAAGUCCACAUGGGAUGCUUCGUGAUGGUUGCGUGUUCUUCCACAGGCCCUUAACACUAACUUUUGGCUCUUCCCCACUCAGUAUUCACUUAUGUGCCUCCCUUUCUGCCCUGCCUGUUUAUAAGGGCUUGGUGUGGCUGUAGUUAAAUAUAAGUUGCUGCUUUUAAACGUGUCCUAUUAUUGUUAUUGUUAUUAUUAUUAUUAUUAUUAAAAAGAGGGUGGGAGGACUAGAGCUGGGCCAUAUCUGGUUGUCAACAUCGCAAUAUAUCACCAGCUGAACAUCACGAUAUAUUGAUAUAUCACAAAGUCUGAAAUAAGGAUGGAACUAUGUAGAGGCGAACAGUAGGGCUGGGCAAUAUCUGGCUUUCAACAUUGGGAUAUAUCACCAGCUAAACACUGUGAUAUACCAAUACAUCAUGAUGUCUGAAAUAAGGACGGAGCUAUGUAGAUGCAUUGGCUGGCUUCACGGUUUUUCUUGCGUUGUGUUUUUUUGCAUAGCACACGCGCACACAUAUCAUGAUUUGCGAUAGGUUGUCAGGCCAAAAAUUAUGAAACUGCUAUCACGAUAUGGACUUCAAACUGGUUUUUGGAUGAUAUAUUGACAUAUCACCCAGCCCUAGGGAGAGCCCUAUGCAGAAUUUAAUACACACAGGUUUGUUGACAGCCUGGUGUUGAGUAUAGACUGCCCAAGAUUCCCCCCCCCCCCGCCUUUGUUUCCCUCCUUUCCCCCAGAACUUGGACUCAAGGCAGCUCACAAAUAUUAAAACCAGCACAGAUAAAACACAGAGGGCUAAGAGCAUAUAAAAAUAGUAAUUUUAAAGUGAUUAAACUCGGAAUAGAAUUAAAACGAGGUGAAAAUAAAUCUAUUAAAAUGCAGAUUGUUUUUUUAAAAAGCACGGCACUAUUACAACCACUUUCCUUAAAAGCUGCCACUUCCCCAAAGCCUCCUGGAAUAGAACAGCCUCCACCUGUCAGUGGAAGGACAAAGAGGGAGCCACUACAGCCUCUCUAGGGAGUUCUAGAGUUUGGGGCAGCCAUGAGGCAGCUCCUGCGUCUCACCCAAACAUGCCUGCAAGGGUGGCAGGACUGAGAAAAAGGCUGCCACAGCUAUACAGUGAAGCUCCACCAACUUUGGUUCUCCUUUUAGUCCAAGAGUCACCCAACAUUUGUAGGUCCAUUAGGAUUUUUGAGUGGGAGCUGUGCCCUCGCUGAUCACUUCUCCUCCCACCGCACCAAGGGAGAGGCAGAAAGAGAGAGAUAAAAGGCAGAGUUUGCUUCUCCAAGGCAUCUGUGCAAAACUCUGAUCCGGUAGACUUAAUCUGAGCCUCGAUGAAGCCCAAAGAGCUGGAAGAGGAAACCAGAAAGUGCCACUUCUCAAACUUCCUCCUUCAGCACUAUGUACUUUCCGAGGGAGAAGAAGGUAGCCGCCUUUGCUGCCGCAUGACCAAGAGGGUAGAAAGGGGAAAUCACCAAAGGAAAGUUUGAAAGAUUAUUGGAGGUUAGAUACUCAGGAACAGAUUUUAGAUGAAGAUUGGGAAAGAAUCUUUCGACAACCACCCUUUGUUGCGACCUCUAGGAUAAUCCUGGAACAGGGGUUGAAGCUGGUACAAAAAUGGUCUUAUACACCAGUAAGGUUAUAUCAUAUUACAAAAUCUGGAAGUAAGAAUUGCUGGAGGAAAUGUGGAGUGAUGGGAACAUACAGUCAUAUGUGGUGGGAUUGUCCGUUAGUUAAUGAAUUUUGGAAACAGAUUGGUAUAGAAAUAUCGGGAAUUGUGGUAAGGAACGUGGAAAUAACUGAAUUAAUGGUUCUUAUUACCCUGAGUAGUAUCGAGUUAAAAACAAAAGAGGAAUGCAAAUGGGUAAAAUUGAUGGUAAUUGCAGCCAGACAGGUUAUAGCGAGUAAUUGGCAAAAUGCAGAAGAGCUAGGGGUGAGCCGAUGGCGGAAAAAACUGAAUAAUAUUAUAAAUUUGGAAUACCUAACUGUGAAGAUACAUAGAAUGAAAGGGUUUAAGGUCAGUGAGAAAGAGGAGGAUUGGUUUGAAAAGAUAUAGAAUUAUUUGAGUAGGUUUGAACAAUUUAGGGCAAUUAAAAUGUUAAAAGUUUAAUAAACCUGGUGGAAGGAGGAGUGUUAAGGUAUAUAGAAGUGUACAUAUAGUUAAUUUGAAUAUGUUAUUACUGAAUAUUAUUGAAUAUGUAUAUUAUUGAAUAUGUAUAUUAUUGAAUAUGUAUAUUAUUGAAUAUUGUAUACCCAAUGUAUCGGCCGUCUGGGGGUGGUUUCACUGUUUGUGUUUUGGUGGUUGGUAAAAAUAAAAUAUAUAUUUUGGGCAUCCACAUUUUUGGCACGGAACUGUUAAAAGCGGAAUGUGUUGAAACUGUUAAAAGCUUUGGCUCCUGAACGCCAAGACCAAGGGCAGUUUGUGCCGCUUCUGAAUGCUCUCCUCUCCCCCCCCCCCCUUUCCCCUCCAGGGCAGCGUACCUCCCGUGAUGGCUUUCCACCUGGGUUCCCUGGGAUUCCUUACCCCAUUCAAUUUCGAGAACUUUCAGUCCCAAGUGACUCAGGUUAUUGAAGGUAAGGGUUUGUGCUGAGCUGGUCACUUGCACUGCUUAUGCAGAAGUAAUGCUGACAGCAUUUUUAUUAAAAAACCCACAAAUCUAUAGUUUAGAAACCUCUGCUGCUUUGUGGGGUAUCUUCGGGAGAAGAAAAGGCUCAGAAGUAAACACUAUACAGAUCAGCAGUUGAGUCCUAAGGCGGUUGGAUGGUACCUUGUAGGUCUCCUUCUGGCAACUCCUGCAGCCCAGCUGGUGCCAAACGUAUUGCUCUGCUUUCCUUUGGACCACAUCAGUGAGGCUGAGAGAGGGUUAUUGUCAUCUGCGCAGCCCAGGACCUCUAUACACACUGCCUAGGCUUGCGCCCCCAGGGAGGUCACUUCAGUGCAGCAGUUUCUUCACCCCUAGAGGUGCACUGCAUUGUCUUUUGAGCAGACGGGUGCCAACAAAGUUUAUUAGGGUUGUUGCAAUCAAUCAGUACCUCCCUGAUGAGAUUGGGUACACUUGACAGCGCCAGGCUAGUGCUCCCAAAUGCAGCCAAUCGCUGCUGCAAACACUUAAGACUAGGGAUGUGGGAGGGAGUUAGCAGCUUUGCAUGCAGAAAAUCCCAGGUUUGAUCCCUGGCAUCUCCAGGUAUGACUAAGAAAGACCCUCACCUGAAAUUCCAGAGUGUGGCGCUGUGGGUUAAACCACAGAGCCUAGGACUUGCCGAUCAGAAGGCCGGCGGUUCAAAUCCCUGCGACGGGGUGAGCUCCCGUUGCUCAGUCCCAGCUCCUGCCAACCUAGCAGUUCGAAAGCACAUCAAAGUGCAAGUAGAUAAAUAGGUACCGCUCCGGCGGGAAGGUAAAUGGCGUUUCCGUGCGCUGCUCUGGUUUGCCAGAAGUGGCUUAGUCAUGCUGGCCACAUGACCCGGAAGCUGUACGCCGGCUCCCUCGGCCAAUAAAGCGAGAUGAGCGUCGCAACCCCAGAGUUGGUCACGACUGGACCUAAUGGUCAGGGGUCUCUUUACCUUUAUUUCUGGUAUUAGUAUAGACAAGAGGUGAGGAGCCUUUUUUCAGCCUGAGAGCUGCAUUCUCUUCUGGGGAGGCCUGAUGACAUUGGUGGGCGGAGCCAGAGGCAAAAGUGGAUGGAGCAAUGGAUGCAAAAUACCUUUGCAUGAUAGGCUUGGUUUGACAUACCAUCUCGCUCCCCUCUAGCCUCCUUUCCUGGCCUGGGGAGAGUCCCAAGGGCCAGAUAGAGAGGCAUGGAGGGCCAUAUUUGGCUCCUGAGCCUGAGGUUCCCCACCCCUGGUGUAGACAAUACUGAGCUUGAUGUCAGGGCUUGAACCUGGGGCCAUCUGCAGCUUUCCCCUGGAUUUUCUGGGCUUCACAGCCCUUUGGCCUUUAUAUGUUUAUUGUAGCAAAUAUAUUUUUAUUAUACAGAUAAGUCUCUGGGGUUGGUAGGGACUAUGCUUACUGUAUCUCCUAAACUGAUCCCAUGUUGGUAGGUCUUUUUAUGUCCUUUUACUUAGAAAGGUGUGGUUUUUCACCCUCCACCCACCACAGGCAAUGCAGCGCUUGUUCUCCGGAGCAGGCUCAGAGUGAAAGUGCUCAAGGAGCACAAGGAGAAGAAGGCAAUGAUUCAAAACGGGAUCGAAGAGAAUGGGCUGAUUUCUCCGAGCCUAGAGAAGGAACUGUUCAAGCAAGCCACUCAAUAUCAGGUUCGUGCAUUUGGUGGGCGAGGUUUGCUUUUCUUCCAGGAGCAGCAGCAGCAACUACAACAAUGAAGUUAAUCUUAGUGAGUUACUAAAUUUAUAUCCCAUCCCUUCCUCCCGAAGGAGCCCAGGGCGUCAAACAGAUCCACUGUUUAAAAAAAACAAAGCAAUAGCAUUCUAAAACAGUUAAGCGUUAUAAGGGCAAUGACGGUGAAAAACAUUCCAAAAACAGUUACAGUCAGAAGCAUUAUUCCAUCCGGUGUUCUGGAUCCGGGAAUGGUAUGCUUCAGCCACCCAAUGCCUCACUGGAGAGGGAAGUUUUCCUCCUGAAAGUUAAUAAUGAUGGAGGCAGGCACAGCUCACUGUGGAGCUCAUUCCACAACCAGGAGCCACCACCGAAAAGGCCCUGCAAGGGGGUCAGUGCCAACCAGGAAGCCCCUAAUGGGACUGCCAAGUCCUCACCACAGUGAUGGUUUUGGUAAUAUAGUUAUGAGCAUGACAAUAUAAUAUUGAUGAUGAUAUUAAUAAUGGUAAUGUAAUAAUACAUUUAAUAUAUUACAUUUAUGAUUCGCUUCCCAUGAAGCAUCUUGAAGUGUCUUUGUAGAUAUAGAAAGCCAGCAUAACGUAGUGGUCAGUGUUGGACUAUGACCUGGGAGACCAGAGUUCAAAUCCCUACUCAGCCAUGAAGCUAACUGGGUGUGACCUCAGGGCCAGUUCACUGGGUCUCAGCAUCUAACCUACCUCAGAGGAUUGUAGUAAGGAUAAAAUAGGGAGAAGGGCAACUUGAGCUCUUUGAAGGAAAGGUGGGAUAUAAAUGGAAAAAGAAUUAAAAAUGGGUCAAGGGUUUCUGGCCCUCAGGCCCACCAGACUUCCCUGUUUGUCCCACAAGGCCACUUUGGGCAAGCCAUGCCCACUGUACACCUGAUGUCAUGUGUGUGGCAGAUAAGAGCAGAGCUUCAAAUGAAUAAUCAGGAACUUAAAGUGAGCUGUUGAUGGUUCUUUCAUUGAAACAAGGUGUGUUUCCAUCUUCCAUCAGCUGAUGGGCUGUGAGAUCACCUUUUGGGGGGAGGGUUUCCAUUGAAACCAUUGUUAAAGUGAAGGGGAGGAGUUCCAUUUUAGCAGUGGUUUCCAUGGGAACCGCUUCUCUCUUCUAGCAUUGCUCUUUGAACGUUGGAAAACUGGAAAUGUAUAGAGCAGUGUGGGGCUGUUUGAAAGCCCUUUUGCAAACAGUCCCACACUGAUCUUAGAACCACCAGUUUUAAGAGAGUUAAAGAGCAGCAUAGGGCUGGUUGCUAUUAUUUAUUUUUAUAUUUGUGGUUAUUUUUUAAAAAAAAACCAAGCACUUUUGGAAAGUGAAAUCGGGGGCGGGGGGGGGGGGAAUAGUCCACCAGACUUUUUGGAUUACAACUCCAAAUGACGCUGGCUGGCCCAUUAAAAAACAUUUAAGGCUUUCUUUCUGCAUGCUAAAAAUCGGUCAUAAAGUCAUAAAGCCAGACCCUUAUAAACCCUGUAGAAACACAACAGAUUUUACUACUUCCACACAAACACAAUACAGUAGAUCUUAAAACAGAAUGACUCUGGUUCAGAGUUCUAGUCAGCGUCAUCAAAUAUUUAACCUCUUUCGAAACAAACAAACAAAAAUGGUGUAUCUGAAGAAGUGUGCAUGCACACAAAAGCUCAUACCAAUAACAAACUUAGCUGGUCUCUAAGGUGCUACUGGAAGGAAUUCCCCCCCCCCCCCGACUACGGCAGACCAACACGGCUACCUACCUGUAACUUAACCUCUUUCGUAACUGUUCCGUUCCAUCAUCUGCAUUUCCUGUCGGCAGGUCCUGAAUGAAGUUGUGGUGGACCGGGGCCCUUCCUCAUAUCUUUCCAACGUGGACGUCUUUCUAGAUGGGCACCAUAUCACCACAGUCCAAGGAGAUGGUAAGCACGUUUUCUGUUUGCCAGAGAGCAGAGCGGGGCCCCUGCCUCCUUUGGGGGCUGGAGAGCAUUUUCUUUGCAUGCCUGGCAUCUCGAGAUGGGACUGAAACCCCUCAGGAGCUGCUGCCAGUCAGUGUUGGCAGUUGUUAGCUAGAUGGAGUCUGUCUCAGGAUAAGGGCACUUCCUAUGCUAAGGCGCCUUCCUGUACCCCUUAAGAGCAUUCAUAGCUGAGCUCUGUUUAGGUCCUUAAAUGGUUUGCCCCCAAGCUGUUUACUGGAGCGGCUGCACCCUUACAAUUAUCCUGCCUGCACUUCUAAGAUCUGCCUGCCCCUAGGUAGGUAAGGUUGGUUGGCAAGUUCCACUUCCCUUCCCUUCCCUUCCAUUGCACCUGCAUCAAAUUCCUACAUGGGAGGCUUCUCAGAAGGCCCCAUGGCCUUGCAGGCAGGACGUCCAUUAGCUGGGUGGUUGAACUGCCUCUGCCCCACUCCCCAGCUCUUAAUAGACUGUUGUUUUUAACUGCUUUGAAUGGGUGAGUGUCCCAACAAUAUUGGUUGCACAGUCCUGUUGAAAGGGAUGUUCCCAGUCCUAAGCCUAUAAAGAACAGGCAAGGCUAUAAUUGCGACUUGCGCUUGCUCUUUCCGCUCAGGUGUCAUCGUCUCCACACCCACGGGCAGCACGGCAUACGCCGCUGCUGCAGGCGCUUCAAUGAUCCACCCGAAUGUCCCUGCCAUCAUGAUCACCCCAAUCUGCCCACACUCGCUCUCUUUCCGGCCCAUUGUCGUUCCUGCUGGGGUGGAGCUGAAGGUGGGUCCUUAAUCAGUUUCCUUUCCCUCUCCAAAUUCUGCUAGUCACUGCGAGAUCUCUCCCCCUGAGAAUUGUCGCCUGAGCUUGCCUUUUUUUUCCUCCUUCUCCCUCCCAGUCCUUUGUUCCUUUUGUGUCGUGUCUCUUAGACUGAAAAGCGGGAGGGAUAAAAAUGCCUAACGAUUAAUGAAUUAGAAAGCUUUCCCGCCCACCAAACAAACAAGCUUUAAGCUGCCUGUUAUGUAACCAAACAAAACAUCGGUAUAAAAUCCAGCUCUCUCUCACACACCCGCCUUCCCUCCUGGCAGCCAGAGAGGUUAUUGCUUUCUUAAGCAAUGUGCCAAAACAUGUUUAAACCCUACUGAAAGGUCAGAUUCUGCUGAAGCAGUUUGCUGCUUUGUUUGAAAGGCGGUAUGGAAAAAUCAGUUUGCCUUCCCCUGGGCUCGGCCUUCUGCCUCCGCUGUUGGAGGUGCCAAUUGCUGGCAAUUUCAAGUGGGGAGAGUUGCUGUUCCACCCAGAUUGUGCUGGCCGGCUUCUUGUGGGCAAUCUGGCUGGCCCCUGUGAGAACAGGCCUAUUGGCCUGAUCCAGCAGACAGAAAUCUAAAAAAUUUAGAUCCCGGAAAUCAAUGUGCUUUCCCCUUCUCCUCAGAUCAUGCUGUCUCCCGAAGCCAGGAAUACAGCGUGGGUUUCCUUUGAUGGGCGGAAGAGGCAGGAGAUCUGCCACGGGGACAGGUGAGGAUGCCCUUCUGAGUUCUCUGUGCCACUCUUCUGUCGCUAAAUAUAUGAGGAAGAGCGGGAACGCCUGACUUGAGUCACGUCCACACCAUGCAUUUAAAGCACUCUUACACCACUUUAGCAGUCGUGGAGAAUCCUUGGAACUGGAGUUUGCUAUGGUGCUGGGAACUGUAGCUCUGUGAAAUCUUCACCCUUAAUAAACUAAAGUUCUCAGGAUUCUUUGGCGUAGGGGGGAAGCCCUGACUAUUAAAGUGGUGUGAGUGUGCCUUAAACGGUGUGGACGUGACUUCAGCAAACAUUCUCAUUCUUAUUCUUCAUAUCAUUUCUAUAGCACUUAAUAUUUUUAAGGGGGGAAAUCUCAGAGCGGCUUACAACUCAUUCAAGCAUCCAAUAGAGUAGUCCGCAAUAGAACAUUACUGAAGAAAGUCAAAUAUAAAGUAUACAUUCAAAGCAACAUCAUUAAUGGGAAAUGAAGACAAUAUUUUAGAUUCCUGUUAAUGACGUUUCUUUGAAUAUAUACUUUAUAUUUCUCAAAGAAAGCUUUACAAAAGGAGGUCAGCUACAAAAUGCACAUUUUAACACCCCAAAGUUAACAACAACAACAAGCCUUAAACAUUUCAAAAGAAAACAUUCCUAAAGGAAGACAACAUCUGCUUUAUCUAGAAAAGCUAGUGCCCAACAGCCAAUCCUGCUUUAUUGCAGAGGUGGGGGGAAACUGGUCCCUCCAGAUGUUGGACUCCCAACAAACCCAUCCAGCGUAGCCAGUGGUCAGGGAUGAUGGGAUCUGUAGUUGAGCAAUGUCUGGGGUAGGCACAGCUUCCACCUGCUUUAGUGCAGUCAAAUUGCCUUGGGAGCAGGCUUUCUUCUUAGGACAGUGGUACCUCCGGUUGCAGACGGGAUCCAUUCCGGAGCUCCGGUCAGAUCCCGAGGUUUCCGCAACCGGAGGGACCGCUUCUGUGCAUGUGUGCAUGGCAAAACACUUCCGGGUUUGCCGCUUUUGCAACCCAAAGUUUACGUUACCCGAGGGUAACGUAAGACAAGGUGCUACUGUACCUACAAAGGCCACGGAUGCCUGGCAGAAUUAUAAAGGCAUUCUCUGACUAGGAUGACUCUGACUUGUGUCCACUCACUUCAGUGGGUCUACUUUGAACAGGGCUCGUGUUGGAUACAACCCUGUGCAACUUUAGGGUUGGUGUCCAUCAUUCAGACCCAUCGAGGAAGCAAUUCACAAGUGGAAUAAAUAAGCUUUUAUCCUCCAUUGAACCUGUCCUGAGCUGAAGGCCAGCCCUAAUAACAAUUCUGUCUCUUACAGCAUCAGCAUUACUACCUCCUGUUACCCCCUCCCUUCAAUCUGUUUCCAAGACCCCGUAAGUGACUGGUUUGAUAGCCUGGCCGAAUGUUUGCACUGGAACGUCCGGAAAAAGCAGAACAACUUUGCUAUAGAUGAAGAAGAGGAGUUUUGA